UCAGCGAAAGAGCAGCUAAAAUACAAAUAAGUAAAUUCGUAUCACUUUUCGGGCGAAGCGCUAUCAGUGGAAAAAAAAGCAUAUUUAAAAUAUAUAUUAUAUACAUAUAUAUAAACUAUAUAUAGGAAAUAAAUUGAAGAAAUGAUUGGGAGAGCUUGGAGCCUGGCUCUGUCGCUUCUCGUCUUGAACCUAGCUGAAACGAUUGCUUAUCAUCAGCCUGGCAGCUAUAAUGUUGGGCAGUCCGGGUUAUCAGCAACGACUCAAGCUCAAGACCAGGUGGCUUGUCCGUCCCAUUUUCGAGGAUUAAAGCCGUAUGAGCACGAUUGCCAUCGUUUCAUUAACUGUGCCGAGGGUCGUCCUGUUAUACAAACCUGCGGACCGGGCACGGCAUUUAAUGCCCUCAUACAAACAUGUGAUCACCAGAGUCAAGUGUCCUGCGAGGGCCAGCCUGGUCGUUCGUCGCGACUGCUGGAGCGUCCUUCAGAGCCGCGAUGUGAACCUGGCUUCAGGGGGCUGCAGCCACACCCCAGCGAUUGCACGAAGUUUCUCAACUGCGACAACGGACAGACUUUUAUUCAGAGCUGUGGGCCUGGCACGGCAUUUAGUCCAACUCAGCUGGUCUGCGACUACAAGUACAAAGUGAAUUGUGGAGCAGCAUCAGGCCAAGGUGAAGUGAAAGGUACCUCGGUUGGCCUUGAGUGUCCACCAGGUGUUCGCGAUCCAGUUCCCUAUCCCAACGACCAAUCAAAGUACAUCAUAUGUGAAACAGGUGUGCAUCCACGAUUGGAGCAGUGCCUGCCAGGUUGGGUAUUCAAUGCCCAUAGCUUGAGCUGUUCUGUGAGUGGGGCUUCCUCUGCCUCUGCCGAUUAUUCUUCUGCCGUUCAGUUCAGCGGGCUACUUUGCCCGGGAGGCGUCGACGGUCUGUUUGUUCAUCCGUUUGAUCAAACCAAGUUCCUCAACUGCAAGGCGGGAAAGACUGCUGUUCAGAGUUGCUCUCCUGGUCAGGUGUUUAGCAUAUCGAACGGAUAUUGCCAACCCAAGACGCAGCUGUUAUACACAGAUUAUGUGGCUUACUUUGUCUCUCAGAUAAGCAUCGAAUAUUCUCUGAUGCUCACUAGCUGUCCGGCGGGAACGGAUGGUGUUCACCUCUAUCCGUACGAUGCGGGCAAAUAUAUUCGCUGUACAGCAGGAGAGCUUUCAAUCAUAAGUUGUGGAGAAGACCUAGCUUACAGCUUCAUUAAGAGUGCUUGCCGUCCAAGUGGACAAGUGACUCGAGCCGAAAGAGUGAAGUUCUUUUCAGAGCUCAGUUUCCAGGGAGGCAGCUAUAGGUAUACAGAUAGCGAGGCAUUUCAAUCUGCAUUGAAAUCGUGUCCAGCUGAUCUCCGUGGCAACUACGCCUAUCCCUUCCAUGCGGGCCAUUACGUGCUUUGCCAGAAUGGUCUAUUACAGGUGGUGUCGUGUCCAGCGGGUUCUGUUUAUAGUCUAUCUACAAAGAGAUGUUCGGCUCGUCAGCAGCUCUCCCCCCACGAUUUUCUGGAUUAUGCUUACAUAAACGUUCAACUCUCUACCAACUUUAUGCAAGACCUCACAACUGUUACCUGUCCUGCAAAUGCCCAGGGUUACUAUCUUCAUCCUUUUGACUGUACCAAAUACAUAAGUUGCCGAGAUCAGCAGACCUCCAUUGAGAGCUGUGAAAGGGGCGAGGUCUUCAGUAUCUCUCGUAGACUUUGUGUGGCCAGAGAUCAAUUAGUAGCUCCCUAUGAUCGAGUGGAGUUUCUAACGGACACGCAACAUGAGUUCAGUCAGGAAAAUGUAGCUCAUCUGGGUCGCGAGCUCCAAACCAAUGGUAAUGAAGAUGUAGUCUGUCCCCCUGGAGCUAGUGGAGUUCAACCCCAUCCACACGACUGCACCAAGUUCCUGAAUUGCGCCAAUGGGCGGACUUUUAUUCAGGACUGUGGACCUGGAACAGCCUUCAGUCCAUCUCUAUUAGUCUGUGACUUCAAAGAUAAGGUGGACUGUAGACAAGGCUACUUGUAUACCGGUCAAAGCAGGAAGAAUUACGGUGGUGGUGUCACCGGCGUGUUUGAGGGUCAUCAAGGUGGGUCAUCAAUCGGAGCAUCUGGUGAAUCAACAAGUGGGUCAUCAGCCGGACCAAGCUGUCCAAGUGGAGCUCUGGGUUACGUGUUCUAUCCUGAUGAUCCUUCAAAGUAUGUUAUAUGUGGAAUUGGGGUGAAACCACGUUUGGAGCAAUGUCCACAUGGCGAGAUAUUUGAUAGGCACAGCUUGAUCUGCACUCCCACUGGAAGUUCUUCGUCUCACACAGAUUUCACUUCUGCUGCCCGACUCAGAGAUCUACUCUGUCCAGGAGGUGUCGAGGGUCUGUUUGCUCAUCCGUUCGAUCAAACCAAGUUCCUCAACUGCAAGGCGGGAAAGAUCGCUGUCCAGAGCUGUAUUCUUGGCAAUGUCUUUAGUAUAUCAAAGGGAUAUUGCCAGCCCAAGACGCAGCUGGUAUACACAGAUUAUGUGGCCUACAUUGUUUCUCAGAUAAGCAACGAAUAUUCUCUGAUGCUUACUCGUUGUCCGGAGGGCACGGAUGGUCAUCAUCUCUAUCCGUACGAUGCGAGCAAAUAUGUUCGCUGUGCUGCGGGGGGUGAGCUCUCUAUCCAAAAUUGUGGAGAGAGCAUGGCUUAUAGCUUUAUUCAACGCGCUUGUCGUCCAAGCGGUCAAUUAACACGAGCCGAAAGGGUAAAGUUCUUUUCAGAGCAAAGCUUACAGGAGGGAAGUUAUAGCUACACAGAUAGUCAGGCAUUUCAAUCUGCAUUGAAAUCGUGUCCAGUCAACCUUCGCGGCAACUACGCCUAUCCCUUCCAUGCGGGCCACUACGUGCUUUGCCAGAAUGGUUUACUGCAGGUUGAGUCCUGUCCAGCGGGCUCUGUUUACAGUCUAUCUACAAAGAGAUGCUCGGCUCGCCAGCAGCUCUCCUCUCAUGAUUUCCUGGAUUACGCUUAUAUAAGUGGUCAGCUUUCUACUAACUUUAUGCAAGACCUCACAACUGUUACGUGUCCCGCAAAUGCUCAGGGUUACUAUCUUCAUCCCUUUGACUGCACCAAGUACUUGAACUGUCGCGAUCAACAGACUUCCAUUGAGAGCUGUGACAAGGGCGAGGUCUUCAGUAUUUCUCGAAGACUUUGUGUGGCCCGGGAUCAAUUGGUAGCUCCAUAUGAUCGAGUGGACUAUCUGACAGAGACACAGCAUGAGUUUUACCAAGGCAAUCAAAUAAAUCAAGAGGAUCGCGAAUUGCAAACUGAUGAACAGACUGGCCAUGGUAAUGAAUACAUUUUCUGUCCGCCUGGAGCUAGUGGAGUUCGGGCGCAUCCGUAUGACUGCACUAAAUUCCUAAACUGCGCCAAUGGACAGACAUUUAUUCAGAGCUGUGAACCUGGAAAAGCGCUUAAUGCAGUAAACGGAGUUUGUGAUUUUAUUGAAAAAGUGGAUUGUUCGGGCAGAACUAAGGAAACGCUGCCCCCAUCUAACAUCAUUUACAAUCCAAAUGCUAUUUCUGACACUGCGGACUCGUAUCGUUUGGUCUGUCCCGAUCAGGUCUAUGGUCUUUUUGCACAUCCCUUUGAUGCUCGGAGCUAUAUAUACUGCUCGGAGGGUCACACAGUUGUCAGACAGUGUCCGGCUAGUGAGGUGUUUAGUCUCUCGCGUAGCUAUUGCUUGCAAGGAGAGCUUGUGCCUGUUACGGAUCGUGUGGCCUUUAACUAUGCAGAAGAGCAUUUGGAAUCAGUUGUUAGCUGUCCGCAUGGUGCUGUGGGCAAUUACGCUUAUCCCUUCGACUGCACUAAGUACUUGAGCUGUGGAGAGGGCUUGACGCGUUUGCAGAGUUGCCCCGAUGGCCUACAUUUCAGCCUAUCUCUUCGUCGCUGCCAGCCUGUGGAGCAAGUGCAGCGCUCUGAUCGCGUUUACUUGCUGAACGAACUGCGCAUAUUCUACGAAUGGUGGCAGCAGAUGCAUCGUCUGAGCAGAAGCACUACGAUAAAUUGUCCCUAUGGUUUGAUCGGAAAAUAUCAGCAUCCAACAGAGCCGAACAAAUAUAUCAACUGCGCAUCUCACAGUGCACAGGCGUUCAUUUAUAGUUGCCCUGUGGGUCAGGUAUUCAGUGUGUCACACCGUUUGUGUGUGCCAGACAGUCAGGUGCCCGAGUACGAUCGCUGUAGCUACCAUCAGGACACCUCCAGUUGGAUAGAUCUGCGCUAUGACAAUCGUGAGUCGAAGGCCUAUGUGCAGCCCAGUCAUGGACCUGCUGAUCAAUUUGCCCGUGGAUCGGGAGUUAAGACAACUGUUACGGCCAGUGGCAAUCGCUGGAGUAAUAUGAAUAUGGAUCGCCCAGCAGGCAUAGGCUUUGGCCAGCCUCAGUCGAAUGGCUGGUCGGGCCAAGGCAGCUUCUAUCAGCAACAGGCGCCCGCACAGAGCGUGCUCUAUGUGGAGGGUUCAUUGCUGCCCAAUCGUAAUUAUCCACCAACUACUCCAAAUGCCAUCUAUAAAGCACCACUUGCGCCCAUGUCGCCCAACACAGGCAAUGUAGAGGCAGUUGCUCCAUCGCCACGACAGAAUUUCAGUCGCUCGCAUUGGCCACAUAGACCCUACAAUCCUACUCUACGUGGACAGCGACCUCUAGAUCUAGAUGACUAUCAACCGGAGCCGGAUCAGCUACCUAGUGAAACGCGUCGCGAUCAAUUCCAUUCUCUUCUACCCACUCUACUCUCCAAUCACAAUCCCACUCCUCAUGUCCACUUACGACCCAGUCCAAUAGCGGGUCAGCGACCCUUAGACCUUGAGUACGAGCCCGAUGAACAAGACAGAGCGCCUGCUAAUUCGUUCCUCCCGUCAAAUCAAAGUCCUUCUCAUGGCCCACGCCAUCCGGUGGCCGAUGAAUCAAAUUUAUUUGGUGGCCUGCAACCGCCUACUCCUCCACCUCAUGCCCCUGGCUUUAAGCCAAUUUAUUUACGGCCAAACAGCACAUCAGGCCAACGACGCUUAGACCUUGAUUAUAAUCCAACUCCAAGUCAGCCUUCUACUGGCUUUAAUCCCAGUCACCUACAUCCGAUCUCGCAUGCUCCGGCUUUACCAGGACAGCGACCAGUAGAUCUAGACUAUGUACCCGAUUCGGAUUCGGAUACUGAAACAACUGUUGAUCAAUCGAAUCCUACUUAUCCCGAAGCUCCUGCUCGAGUCCCUACUGUGCCUGCCAACCACAGUCCCACUUAUCGUGGCCAGCCCCAGCCUGAGGAUGAUGAAUCGAAUCUCUAUGGCGGCUUGCAGCCACCCACACGACCCAACUUACCAGAGUCCACAACAAUUCCUACCACUAGCACGACUCGUUCGAAUUUGCGCACGUUCCCUAUUUACCCACCUGUGCUCAAUGCCACGCCUGUCCUUCAUCCACACUAUAGUCCAUCCUAUGCGGGUGUGGCGCACUCACAUAAUACCUCCUGGCAGAAGGUACCACCGCCUAACCAAGUGCCCGAUCUUUUCAAUGAUCAGGAUGAGUAUGACGAUGCAGAUUAUGGUGAUGAGACAAUUACCACCACUGAGCGAAGUGCUUUAAAGCCACCUCCGUUUAGCCACAAUUUCUACAAUCCAACACAAAGUGCUGCGGUAGCGCCACCCUCCAAGGAUGCUCUUAACGAAGCGCUGCGCUUGAUGCUACGCCCCUAUUUCAAUCAUAGUGGGAAUGUUAAAGCAGAUUCAGUCCAUCUCGCUGAAGCGGCCAUAGCUUCGGCUAUUGUCAAACCUCCGAUUAGCACCACGACCCAAAAAACUACCCCUGGGGUUAGACAUACGCCCGACGAUGACGUUGAAAUGAUUGUGGCUGGCGAGCAGGCGAGCCUGGACAUUGACUCUGACGAUCCCUCUGUUGUUCCAGAUGCUGGUGAAACGGCGCGCACUGAACAGACCAUAAAUCCCACUACUUACGCAUCCCGCUACGACACCACUGACUUUCAACGUGGCACGCGACGAGUGGACAUCAACGACAGCAGUACAAAUGCAAAUCUGAAUCCAAAUCCUCAAUCAAAUACGAACAAUUGGCAUAGUCGUGAAUUCCAUAGGCGCCAUCCAAAUAUGCCAGAUCCUUUCGAGAAACCGCAACACCAUCACCACCACCCACACCACCACCAUCACGGUCCUCAUCCCCACCAGCACAGCCCCUCCUACCAUGCCAGACAUCCCAAUUUACCCAAUCCUUUCAAUCCCAUCAACGAGGAGCAUAAGUCUACGACCAAAACAAAGUUUGAGUCCGACCCUAACACGGAGUUUGAAGUAGGGGACUUUCUGCCUAAUCCAAAUGCAGAAGCCACCACAACAUCUGAAAUUAACUUGCGUACCGGAUUUUCUGACGAACCCUGCGAGUUUCACUGCGGUGGGGGCAAGUGUGUAAAACAAUCAGAGGUCUGCGACGGAGUCAAUAACUGUGGCAAUCGAAGGGAUGAGAGCCAGUGCGAGCAUCUAGGGUACCAGGUGCGAUUGACAGGUGGUGAAAGUCCACAUAUGGGACGCAUUGAAGUCAAAGUAAAUGGUCAAUGGGGCUACGUUUGCGAUGAUAAAUUUGGUCUACCCGAUGCGGAUGUCGUUUGCCGUGAGUUGGGCUACAAGAUGGGCGCUUCGGAGGUGCGUGGCAAUUCAUAUUACGAGCCCACCGAGCGCAACUUCAACUAUGUGAUGGAUAAGCUCGAGUGUCGGGGCAAUGAGACGAAGUUGAAGGAUUGCGAUUUUAUGGGCUGGGGCGUGCACAACUGUGCCGUUGACGAGGUGGCGGGCGUGGUCUGUAAAGUGCCCGUGCUAAAGUGUCCCAAUAAUUCGUGGCUCUGCGAGGCCUCCAAGGAGUGCAUACCCCCUGCCUUUGUCUGCGACAAUACGGUCGACUGUGCGGACAAGUCGGAUGAGAGUGAUGCUGUUUGUAAGGCACCCAUUGAGUACCGUUUGGAGGGUGGGCGCAGCUCGCUUGAAGGUCGCUUGGAGGUAAAGUACCACGGCGUCUGGGGCAGCGUUUGCGAUGAUGAUUUCAAUGUGCGGGCAGCGCAGGUGGCUUGCAAUAGCCUGGGCUACUAUGGAGAAGCAAAAAUCGAGAAGAACAUAUUCGGCCCAGGCAGCGGACCCAUCUGGCUCGAUCAAGUGAUGUGCCUGGGCAACGAGACGAGCAUCGACCUGUGCCGCCACUGGAACUGGGGCGAACACCAUUGCAAUCAUACGGAGGAUGUGAGUCUGCGCUGCACUGCGGGCCCGCCGCCGAGACAGGCACGUCAACGCCUUCGUCUGCAAGCAUUAAGUAAGGAUAAGUCCGCCGGUUCGGCUAGCAACAUUAGCCUAUCGGAUAUCGGGCUCUGGGAGAGAUCGAGCAAGGCGCUGCGCACACCAAGACGUUGCGGCAUCUUCAAGGACGAUCUGUUCGAUGAGUUCCUGCAUCCCGAGCAGCGUGUGGUCCAGGGCAAUGUGGCACGUCGCGGCCGUCAUCCGUGGCAGGCGACGAUAAGGACACGUGGGCGUGGCGGCAUCUCCAGCCACUGGUGUGGUGCCGUGGUCAUCUCCAAGAGGCAUUUGCUAACAGCCGCCCAUUGCGUCUACGGACAUCCGAAGGGCGCGUACUUUGUGCGCGUGGGCGAUCACUACGCUAACAUAGCGGAACACUCGGAGGUGGACUCGUUCAUAGAGACCUGGUAUACACACGAACAGUUCCGCCAGCCCACCCACAUGAACAACGACAUUGCUCUGGUGGUACUCAAGACACCAUUGAAAUUCAACGAUUACGUGCAGCCCAUUUGCCUGCCAGAGCGUGGUGCUCCUUUGCUCGAGAAUCGCACCUGCACCAUCUCUGGCUGGGGCUCCAUUAAAUCGGGCGUGUCCACUCCUUCUCAAGAACUGAGAGCUGCGCAGUUGCCCAUUUUGCCGGAUACGACGUGCAAGCAAAUGAAUGUCUAUGGCGAUGCUAUGACGGAGGGCAUGUUCUGCGCCGGCUCCAUGGACGCAAGUGUCGACGCCUGCGAGGGUGACUCUGGCGGUCCACUUGUCUGCUCUGAUGAGGAUGGCGAAACACUGUAUGGCAUCAUAUCUUGGGGUCAGCACUGCGGCUAUCAGAAUCGUCCCGGUGUCUAUGUGCGCGUCUGUCACUAUGUGGACUGGAUCUACGAGAAGAUCAACCAAAGCUUGCGGCGCUUGAAGUAGCCCCGGACUAAACUUUCUAAAAUAAAGCUAAUUAUUUUUAUGGCAACACCUUAAAAUAGGCAAUGGAAAUUGUCUUGUAAAGGGGUCGACAAGGGCACGCACGUAGGCUAAGCACACAUAAUCAAUGCUAAUAAAACGCACAACAACACGAUAAUAACAAUAAUAAAGAUGCUCAGCAAAUUUAA
Messenger RNA from Drosophila navojoa, 8408 nucleotides. RefSeq names its product Tequila (gene teq). Gene Ontology annotation, molecular function: serine-type endopeptidase activity; protein binding; chitin binding. Gene Ontology annotation, biological process: proteolysis. Lineage: Eukaryota; Metazoa; Arthropoda; Insecta; Diptera; Drosophilidae. The record is from RefSeq and is a predicted model, not a curated record. Gene Ontology annotation, cellular component: membrane; extracellular region.